UUUCCCACGUGGUGGCAGUCCGGUGGCGGCAGAAAGACUAGAAGACGGUGCUGUAAGAUGCUAGUACUGUUUGAGACGGCGGCUGGUUACGCCAUAUUCAAGCUGUUGGACGAGGGAAAACUGCAGAGCAUCGACGAUCUGUACCAGCAGUUCGAGAAUGCGGAGUCUGCAAGAGAAGCUGAACAUCAGUUGUGUCCACAGCUCAGCCAUCACAGAGCUGUUCUGUUUCAGAUGGAAUCAUGGGGUGGUCAGAUGACCCAGACACCUCCUACAGGUCUGCCGCAGUCGGAAAUGAAAGUGAUGGCUCUGGGGCUGUCUCACAGUCUCUCUCGCUACAAGCUAAAGUUCAGUCCUGACAAGGUGGACACUAUGAUCAUUCAGGCGAUAUGGAUGCGCAGUGAGAUCAGUGAGGCAAAUCUGUCGAAAAUACUGCCGGAAGAGGUGGAGGAAGAGGUUCGACAGGCUGCCGAGAUCUCCAUGGGCACAGAGGGAGGAGAA
Geodia barretti is the source of this 498-nucleotide messenger RNA. The record is from the annotation of a GenBank genome assembly. NCBI's taxonomy places the organism in Eukaryota, Metazoa, Porifera, Demospongiae, Tetractinellida, Geodiidae.